Gordionus sp. m RMFG-2023 is the source of this 4205-nucleotide messenger RNA. RefSeq lists its product as uncharacterized. The record is from RefSeq and is a predicted model, not a curated record. The transcript is spliced from 18 exons. Gene Ontology annotation, cellular component: nucleus; chromatin. Gene Ontology annotation, molecular function: histone H3K9 demethylase activity. NCBI's taxonomy places the organism in Eukaryota, Metazoa, Nematomorpha, Gordioida, Chordodea, Parachordodidae. Bases 150 to 4205 code for a protein of 1351 amino acids. Gene Ontology annotation, biological process: regulation of gene expression; chromatin remodeling.
UUAAAUCACAUAUGAUCGAUGCACGCUUAUAAAACAAAUGUUUAUAGGCUUUUAAUUUACUCACAUAAUACCAAUUGCUUAUUUAAACAAAAGUAUUGCAUUCAGGAAUAUAUACCAUAUAUAGCGAAUUAACAUUUAUAUUAAUAAAUAUGGGAGAGAUUGGAGGUAUCAGCAGUGAAGCAGGAAUUCCUCAGAUAUUAGUAUUCAAGCCAACUAUGGAAGAAUUUAAGGAUUUUAGUAAAUAUGUCAAUUACAUGGAAACUUGUGGGGCUCACAAGGCGGGUUUAGCAAAAGUUAUACCACCACCCCAAUGGAAACCCACGCUGAAAGACUACGAAGAAUUCGAAGAUUUGAUUAUCCCCACACCCAUCUCUCAAAUGGUUUCUGGAAAAAAUGGGAUUUACACCCAAUUCAACAUUCAAAAGAAACCCAUGACUGUUAGGGAAUUCAAGAAACUCGCCUUCACAGAAAAAUAUCGAACUCCCGCCUUUUCCGAUUACGACGACUUGGAGCGCAAGUACUGGGCCAACGCCCCCUACAAUAACGCCAUAUACGGGGCGGAUGUUUCGGGCUCCCUCAUGGAUAAUCCGGCGCACACGGAAGAUUGGAACAUCAACAAGCUCGGCACCAUCCUCGAUGACGUGGAAAGAGAUUGCCAGGUCAGGAUCGAGGGCGUCAAUACGGCCUACCUUUAUUUCGGAAUGUGGAAGACUUCCUUCGCCUGGCACACCGAAGAUAUGGACCUUUACAGUGUCAACUACCUCCAUUUUGGAAUGCCCAAAUCUUGGUACGCCGUGCCUCCCAAGUACGCCUCGCGGUUGCAAAGGCUGGCGGAAAAUUAUUUCACCGCCACGGCUAAGACCUGCAAAGCCUUCCUGCGCCACAAGAUGACGCUCGUGAGCCCGCUCGUGCUCAAGAAAUACGCCGUGCCUUUCAAUAAAAUAACCCAAGAACCGGGCGAGUUCAUGAUCACUUUUCCUUACGCCUACCAUCAAGGUUAUAACCACGGUUUUAACUGCGCAGAAUCUACCAAUUUCGCCUCCAUCAGAUGGAUAGAGUAUGGCAAACGGGCCACUUUAUGUUCUUGCAGUUCCGACAUGGUUCGCAUAGGCAUGGACUCAUUCGUCAGAAAGUACCAGCCCGAGCGGUACGCCCUGUGGAAAGCCGGUCUAGACACCGGGCCCCACCCAGAGGACCAACCGGCUUACGACGCCUACAUAGCCCAGCUUUACGCCGAAAUUCUGCCCAUGUUCCACGCCAAAAUCGGUUAUCUCGGUGGUCAAGCCGACGAUAGGACAAUCAAAGAAAGUUUAGGACUUAACGGAGGGGACCUAAAGUUAACCCUCAAGCGGUCCAAGAGACACCCGUCUUGUCCGGAAGGCGCUCAUAAUACAUGCUACACCGUGGACAAUCAAGAUCUCAAAUCGGGGUUCGGCCCCUCCUCCAAGCGGCAAAAUGAUGACCAAGAAGAUGCGGGCGACAUCGUCGCCAACGCCAAAAGUGAGGUUAAAAAUAGGGUACCGAAAUCGCCGACCAAAAGGAAGAUGUUCGCGAUCGAUGGUGGCCAUAUUCCAACUGGGCAGAUCGAAUCCCGUGCUGGCGAAAAGGAAAUCAAAGCUAAAAAGAAAGAUAAAUCUCCCGUUCCUGUCAGGCACGUGUGUUUUCCGGCCGAAAAUUUUGUCGAAACGCCCGACCUUCCGCACGCGUUAUCUAACAGCAGUAAAAUAGUGUUUAGUAAACCCAAGUUAAAAGUCCCCAACGCGCCUGCGAAGCCGGACACCGAAAAAAUCGAGUAUAGUAUGCCGGAUAUAACCAAAUCCUACAAGCUUAGAGAUGAUGCCAUUUUAUACAGGGCCGCCACCCUGGCUCAUCCCAUCCUUUGGAAACCUUACUUUGAAAGCACUCCACCCGCUGACACACCCGACGAAAUUCUCGAGGGAAAAUUGGACGAAAGUAACAACGAUAUGGCGCAACUUCGACGGUUCAACACCUGGUUUGCCAGGGGAGGGGCCUGGUGUUCCAUUUGUCAAUUGCUUAAGCCCAUGGAUAUCUCUAGGUAUCACCAAUUCAAGGAGACCUUAAUCGCCGAUGACGUUCUAUCGAGCAGCUUCGGAGGACUCAAUGCUUCGAGUGGCGGGAAAGUGAAUGGUAAUGAUGGCAAAGUAGGUCUUUUCGCGGGACUCGGAGUCGCGCCUGACAAGGAUUUUGGGAAAGUUAUUUAUCCAGCCAAAAAGGAAAUAGUGGUACGAGGCGAAACGCGAUCUUCCGAUCUUAAGUUCAUGCUGGAAGAAGAGGAACAUCCAGAACCUGCACCUAAAAUAUUGUCCGCAAAUAACGCUGACGAUAAAAAUAAGGUUCCUUUAACCUCCCGCAACAGUUAUUACGAUACGGCGUUGCCCGAUGACGGGAACAAGAAUAAUACCCAUCCGCCAGAUCGGGCCCCUAUUUUAUUACCGGAAGUUUGUUUCGACACCAGACAAAUUCAAGAUGGCGGCUGCCUGAGUGGUGAAGAUGAGGCAGCAAUCGCCGGAGCGGAUCAUUUCAUCCACGAAAGAGGAAUAACGAAGGCGGAGAAUAUUAAAGGAGAGGCAGACGAUAAAAGGGAAGCAGACUAUUUCAACAAAAAAGCCAUUGAGGCGAAGGAAGGAGACGAUCGUCUGCUGAAGUGUAGAAUAUGCGCCGUUUCUGUUCAUGCUUUUUGCUAUGGCAUCCAACUGUCCGCUCUACCUCAGGACCUUACUUUUUGGACUUGUCGCGCGUGCGCGUCUUUACCAAAUAAUCUUCCCUCGUGUAGCCUUUGCGGGUUGAGGGGCGGCGCCCUGACCUCUACUUUAGACGGGAAUAGCUGGUGUCACGUGAUUUGCGCCGUUACCCUCCCGGACGUAUCUUUCGGUAAAGUGGCAGAACGCCAGGGGGUGCUCGUCGCUUUGAGCGCUUACGAUCGCCUGUCGGCGCCAUGCUUCUUUUGCACCAACCAAUGCUUUGAUCAAUCGAAUUCGCAUAUUUCUUCUAACCCUUUUCCCGUUCCGCCCAAGAGCAAGGUUAAACACGAAGAUUCUUUGAAACAACUCCCCGCUAAGCCCAAAAGAAAAUAUACUUUUAUUAAUAGAACCCCUAAGUCGGUUAGUUCCAAAUCCUCCAAGCCGCCAAAAAAUAUCCAUAAUAAUUCCGGGUUAACUACCACCGCCCAUGCCCGCCAAUUUAAAGAUGGCGCCGUAGCGACCAACGGCAACCAGUCUAUCAAAUCCGAAAUAAAUUACGAUUCCCUUUCCGCGGCAAAUGGUUUUGACGAUUUCGAUAAAGCCGCCACUCACAGUAUUCUUGCAUCUUCCGACCUAUCCCCGGAAUUUACUGGUAACUCGAUUGACUCGAAUAACGCCAACGAUGCGAAUCUCGAUGAUUCUGGCAAGUUCACGAAUCAUCUGUCCCCUCGCCAUAAUAUUAUCGCGACGAGCGAACGCAAAAUUCGUGCCAAAAAUAUUGACCAAAACUCUUCUUCAAAAAACUACUCAAAAUCCAAAGACGAUUUCUUAAAUAUCGCAUCCUCAUCAAACAACACAAAUAUUUCGGUAGGACUAACUCUCCGUUGUUCGGCUUGUCCGUUAACCUUCCAUGCCACGUGUGGCUACCUAUCGGGUUGCGGAUUCGAGAUAGCGGAUUGGCCCGAGCCGCCGCUUUCCGUCACUUGCAUGGACCAUUAUGCCCCGUUCAUAAAAGCCAACAUAGCCGCCCCUUUAACCAAGGUAGCCGGCCACUUUUCGUUAGGGAAGGCAGGCGGCCAUAGACAAGAAAUAUUCCAAGAGGAUCAGCUCGUUUACGCCAAGCACAAAAACACUCGCUAUUACAUGGCCGUGGUGAAACAGACGCGAAGAAAUUUAUAUUACAAAUUCGCCUUCGAUGACGGUUCCUACUGCGAUAACGGAUUGCCGCAGGAUGUGGAGAACUACGACUGUAUCGUUAACGGAGCUCCUCCCAUGGAUUCCGCUAUCAAGGUGCGGUGGAUAGAUGGCAAAGUGUACGGAGCCAUUUUUAAGGGCACUAAGCUAGACAUUUUUUACAAUGUUGAAUUCGAGGAUGGAUCUCAAUCUCUGCUUAAAGCCAUGAACGUCUACCCAUCAAAUAUUGACCUCAUACCUGAACGUAUUAAAAAUAAGAUAUCUCGCGCAAGUUUACCUCAAAAACAAAAUUCUUACUUUUGCUACUGA